Messenger RNA from Aspergillus costaricaensis CBS 115574, 1122 nucleotides. RefSeq names its product rRNA-processing protein NSA2. Gene Ontology annotation, biological process: maturation of 5.8S rRNA; maturation of LSU-rRNA. NCBI's taxonomy places the organism in Eukaryota, Fungi, Ascomycota, Eurotiomycetes, Eurotiales, Aspergillaceae. The transcript has 5 exons. Gene Ontology annotation, cellular component: nucleolus; preribosome, large subunit precursor. Bases 64 to 849 code for a protein of 261 amino acids. The record is from RefSeq and is a predicted model, not a curated record.
UCGGGCUCCGCCGUUGUUUGAUAUCAACUUGUUUUUGACUCGCUUUCUCGCGGUUGAUUCAUCAUGCCUCAGAACGAGUAUAUCGAACGCUGGCAGAAGCAGCACGGUAAGCGGCUCGAUCACGAUGAGCGUGUCCGCAAGCGCCAGGCUCGUGAAUCGCACAAGCAGUCCAAGGAUGCGCAGAACCUGCGCGGCCUGAGGGCCAAGCUGUACCAGCAGCAGCGCCAUAAGGAGAAGAUCCAGAUGCGCAAGCGCAUCAAGGAGCAGGAAGAGAAGAACGUCAAGUCUUCCGCUCCCGAUGAGCCGUCUAAGACUCCUCUGCCCCAGUAUCUGCUUGAUCGGUCGCAGGCCACCAACGCCAAGGCCCUGUCCAGCGCCAUCAAGGACAAGCGGAAUGAGAAGGCUGCUAAGUUCGCUGUGCCUCUUCCUAAGGUCAAGGGUAUCAGUGAGGAGGAGAUGUUCAAGGUCGUCAACACCGGAAAGAAGACCCACAAGAAGUCCUGGAAGCGCAUGAUCACCAAGCCUACUUUCGUCGGUAGUGACUUCACCAGACGGCCUGUUAAGUACGAACGGUUCAUUCGUCCUAUGGGUCUGCGUUACAAGAAGGCCAAUGUUACGCACCCCGAAUUGGGUGUCACCGUCCAGCUUCCCAUCCUCUCCGUCAAGAAGAACCCCCAGAACCCUCUGUAUACCCAACUGGGUGUCUUGACCAAGGGUACCAUCGUUGAGGUGAACGUUUCCGAACUGGGUCUCGUCACCACCAGCGGCAAGGUCGUCUGGGGUAAAUGGGCGCAGAUCACCAACAACCCUGACAUGGACGGCACUGUCAACGCUGUUCUCCUCGUCUAAACACCUCUUCUCAUUCAUCCAUGAUUAUGAAUCCCGCUCUAUUCCUUCAUAUCAUCAUACCAUAUCCCUCCCUAUCUCAAAAUAUGCCCUAGUUGCGUUGGUUUGUGUUCGUCUUCACAUAGACUAUAUCAGUGGGUGUGGCGUUAGCGGCGCGCAAAGUAUCCGUCUUGUUUCCCAAUUUUCAUAUUCAUUUGCCGAAAAGGAUCCCUAUUUGUCUACUUUCUGAUGUGACUUGAAAUUGCUCGCUGAGGCGAGUGAGCGUACCGAUUCAAG